Molecule: messenger RNA, 4070 nt
Organism: Anastrepha obliqua
Lineage: Eukaryota; Metazoa; Arthropoda; Insecta; Diptera; Tephritidae
Gene: SMC1
Product: structural maintenance of chromosomes protein 1A
Exons: 15
Coding region: 122-3838 (1238 amino acids)
Biological process (GO): sister chromatid cohesion
Cellular component (GO): chromosome; nucleus; cohesin complex
Molecular function (GO): ATP binding; protein binding; DNA binding
Source: RefSeq, a predicted model, not a curated record
AAUGCAAUGGAGGAAUAGUGAAAAGCAGCGCGUAGUAUUCUCUAAUAAAAAAUAAACAUACAAUUUCUCAUAAUUUGGCCUUCUUUACACUUUUUCUAAAAACACAAUUAAAGAGUUUAAGAUGACCGAAGAUGAAGAACUUCCGGUGGAGGCGACCACCUCUACGCCAAAGGAUGAUGUAUAUUUCCUGCAGUAUAUUGAAAUGGAAAAUUUUAAGUCGUAUCGCGGACAUGUAAUUGUCGGGCCUCUUAAGAAGUUCACUGCGGUCAUUGGACCCAAUGGUUCAGGAAAAUCCAAUUUUAUGGAUGCAAUUAGUUUUGUUAUGGGUGAGAAGACUUCGAGUUUACGUGUGAAGCGCCUUAAUGACCUAAUACAUGGGUCAUCAAUUGGUAAGCCAGUGUCUCGUAGUUGCUACGUAACUGCAAAGUUUCUUAUAAACGACGUGCAGCAGAUGGAUUUUCAGCGAGCAGUUAUUGGCGGUUCUUCCGAAUAUCGUAUCAAUGGGGAUAACGUAACGAGUAGUGCCUACUUAUGUAAGCUUGAAAAGAUGGGUAUAAACGUAAAAGCAAAAAACUUUUUGGUUUUUCAAGGCGCUGUAGAGAAUAUCGCAAUGAAAACACCAAAAGAACGCACGGCGUUGUUUGAGGAGAUCAGCGGUUCUGGGCUGCUUAAAGAGGAUUACAAUCGUUUGAAACAAGAAAUGAAUUUGGCCGAGGAGGAAACACAAUUUACGUAUCAGAAAAAGAAAGGCAUGGCUGCUGAACGUAAAGAAGCGAAGCACGAAAAGAUGGAAGCGGAGCGUUAUGCACGCUUAAAGAAUGAAUAUAAUGAGAAACAGGUGGAGUAUCAGCUAUUUCGGCUCUAUCACGUGGAGAACGAUAUUAAAAAGUUAAAUCAAGACUUGGAGACUAAACAACAAGAUGUUAAGGCAGUUGAAGCACGCAAGGAGCAAGCGGAUGAAGUGUUACGCGAGAAAAAGAAAGAUGCGGGAAAGUUUUCACGUGAUUUGGCAAAAAUUGAGCAAGAAAUACGUGAAUUUGAAACGCAAAUGAACAAAAAGCGUCCACUGUAUAUUAAAGCAAAGGAAAAGGUGGCACAUUGCCAGAAGAAGUUGGCAUCGCUACAGAAAACACUGGAGACGGCACGCGAGGCAGAUAAUGCACAUCAACAGGAUAUACGCAAGCUGGAAAAGCAGCUAGCAGAUGUGGAAACAUUAAAAAAACGUUUCGAGGACGACAUCGAAAAUGAGUCGCAGCGUCGUGGCAAAAGCGUAACAAUGGAAGAGGGUCUGGUGCAAGAGUAUGAUCGUCUCAAGCAACAAGCGGAGGCUACCGCCACGCAAUAUCGUUCACAAUUAGAUUCUGUUAAUCGUGAACAGAAAUCAGAUCAGGAUAUGUUAGAUGGUGAAGGCAAUCGUAAAGCUUCUGUCGAAGAGUCGCUAAAGAAAUUGACACUACAGCGCGAAGAAGCGGUAAAACGACGUGAUAAGCUAAUGGAUCACAUAAAAUCGUCGCAAGCCGCAUUGGAGGAGCAAAAUCGCAUUAAAGAUGAACUGCGACGCGAUGUGGGCUGUUCCAAGGAGAAGAUUGCUGAAAAACAACGCGAACUGGAAAAUGUGCGCGAUCAAUUGGGUGAUGCGAAGAGUGACAAGCACGAAGAUGCGCAUCGCAAAAAGAAGCAAGAAGUAGUCGAGUUAUUUAAACAGCAGGUGCCGGGUGUGUAUGAUCGCAUGAUAAACAUGUGCCAGCCGACGCACAAACGUUACAAUGUAGCAGUGACGAAGGUGUUGGGCAAAUAUAUGGAGGCCAUAAUUGUUGAUACGGAAAAGACCGCAAGACACUGCAUUCAGAUAUUAAAAGAGGGCAGGUUGGAAGUGGAAACAUUUCUGCCGCUAGACUACUUGCAAGUAAAGCCACUAAAAGAGCGUUUGCGUAACAUCACUGAGCCGCGCAACGUCAAACUCGUAUUCGACGUACUUAAAUUCGAACCCCCAGAAAUAGAGCGCGCAGUACUAUUCGCUACUAACAAUGCUUUGGUGUGUGAGACACCCGAGGAUGCUAUGAAAGUGGCUUACGAAAUCGACCGCACACGCUAUGAUGCACUUGCGUUGGAUGGCACCUUCUACCAGAAGUCUGGCAUUCUCUCUGGUGGUAGCCACGAUCUGGCGCGCAAAGCCAAGCGUUGGGAUGAAAAGCAUAUGGCACAGUUGAAAAUGCAAAAAGACAAAUUAAACGAGGAGCUGAAAGAGUUGGUAAAGAAAUCGCGCAAACAAAGUGAACUGGCAACGGUUGAAUCACAAAUUAAGGGAUUAGAAAAUCGUCUCAAGUACAGUAUGGUAGAUCUGGAAUCAUCGAAAAAAUCAAUCAAUCAGUUCGAUAAUCAAUUGAAGAUGGUGCAGAGUCAAUUAGAUGAAUUUGGCCCUAAAAUCAGUGAAAUUGAACGACGUAUGACGAAACGUGAGGAGCAUAUUCAAGAAAUUAAGGAGAAUAUGAACAAUGUUGAAGAUAAGGUGUUCGCCGCGUUCUGCAAACGAUUGGGCGUAAAGAAUAUACGACAGUACGAGGAGCGUGAGCUUGUUAUGCAGCAGGAGCGUGCGCGAAAACGUGCAGAAUUUGAGCAGCAAAUUGAUGCAGUUAAUACGCAAUUAGACUUUGAGAAGCAAAAGGAUACUAAAAAAAAUUUGGAGCGGUGGGAGCGUAGUGUACAAGAUGAAGAGGACGCACUUGAGGGUAUGAAAGCAGCUGAAAAACGAUAUCUUAAAGAAAUCGAUGAAGACAAGGAGAAGAUGGAGAAACUCAAACAGGGCAAGCAGGCGAAAAAACAAGCUGCUGACGACAUGGAAGAGGAUAUUUCCAAAGCUAGACGUGAUGUGUCGAAUUUGGCCAAGGAAAUUCACAAUUUGGGCAGUCAGAUAUCAACCAUAGAGGCGAAAAUUGAAACUAAAAAGAAUGAACGUCAUAAUAUAUUGAUGCAGGCAAAGAUGGAUUGCAUACCUAUACCGCUGCUCAAAGGAUCCCUCGACGAUGCUGUGCGUCAAGGCGAUUCUGAAACGAAUACCACCUCUACUUCACUCAUUUUAGAGCGUGAAAAUCAAAUUGAAGUCAAUUACAGCAGUUUGCCGCGCGAAAUAUGCAAACUGAAAGAUGACUCGUCUUUCAAGAAAAUGAACGAUCAAUUGCAAAAGGAUUUGCAGGCGAAAUUAGACGUACUCGAACGCAUACAAACACCCAAUAUGAAGGCAAUGCAGAAAUUAACGCUUGUCACUGAAAAAAUACAAUCCACCAAUGAGGAGUUCGAGAAUGCACGUCGCAAAGCGAAAAAGGCGAAGUCUGCUUUUGAGAAAGUGAAAAAUGAGCGAUCCGAGAAAUUCAUACAGUGCUGCAAUCACAUAUCCGAUGCAAUUGAUGGCAUCUACAAGAGCUUGGCGCGCAAUGAAGCUGCACAAGCAUAUCUGGGCCCCGAUAAUCCGGAAGAACCAUAUUUGGAUGGCAUCAAUUAUAAUUGCGUGGCGCCGGGCAAACGUUUCCAGCCCAUGAGCAAUUUGAGUGGCGGUGAGAAAACAAUUGCCGCUUUAGCAUUGCUCUUCUCCAUACACAGCUAUCAACCAGCGCCGUUUUUUGUGCUCGACGAAAUUGAUGCAGCGCUCGACAAUACCAAUAUUGGCAAGGUGGCCUCCUACAUACGCGAUCACACAAACAAUUUGCAGACCAUUGUUAUUUCGUUGAAGGAGGAAUUCUAUGGACAUGCUGAUGCUUUGGUGGGCAUAACACCUGCGGAGGGCGACUGUUUGAUAUCGAAUGUUUACUUAUUCGAUCUGAGCGUUUUCGAUGACAAGUAGUUGCUGUUGCUGGUGUCUUAAUUUACUUGUCUUAAUUUUUCAUAUGCAGACAUUCUAUAUUCUCACAUAAAAACCAAAAGCUAAUCUAUUUACAUAGGAAAGAUUACUACCAUACAGUGCUUAAUUUAAAUUUUGUAUUAACAAUCUUUUUUUCACCAUAUACGUACAUAUGUACUUUAAUUAAUCGAACGAACACAUUCAUAGGGAAUAAAAGAUGUAUGUAUGUAUGUAA